AGUCCCCUGCUUUCACUAUGUCUGUAAUCUAUUUUGCCAGUGGUGACAGCAAUGCGAAGGUCGAAUACCAGACAAUCUCCUCGACUGCCACCCAGAUUAGUCAGGAGCAAUCGGAGCGUCUGCACGAUCGCAUUUCCAAGGCACAGCUGGAGAAACUGCACGAUUGCUUUAAUGCGAGUCCAAAUCAAGUAGUUGGAAUUGCCGAUUUGCGACGAAUUCUCGAGGAUGUGGACAUUACUUUCAGUGAUUAUACCUACACGCGUCUAUUUCUCAAAAUAAAUCAGAACCGGGACUAUAUGGUCGAUUGGAAUGAGUUUGUUUCGUAUUUGAUAUUUGGCUUUCAGGAGGAAGAUCCCAGCAAUCAAAAGGAGGCACUUAUAAUGCCAAUCUCAACAGCUCCUGCAGUUCGUAAGACAGAGCACAGAUCCGCAGUCUGUUGUCUAGCGUUGCUCAAGGUUAAGUCGGAUCAGACGCCGCUCGAGGAAAUAACCGAGACGACAAACUAUUCAUUUGGCGGAGAGGAUUCACCGGAAAACUCCGGCAUGUGGGUGACCGCCAGUCAUGAGGGUCAGCUGCGUUUCUGGAGCGCACACAUGGAACCGCUGCGCAGUGCCGUCUCCGAGAGCAUUCAUCUGAAAGUGCCCACUUGGAUACUGGCGCUCCAAGCACUCUCCGAUGUGAGCAUCGUGUGUACCUCGUCGACGGAGAGGGAACUUCGCUUCCAUGAGACGAUUGCAUCGACGUUUACGCUACGCAUGGUCAUCCGGAGUUUGCCGUUUGCCGUAUACUGCAUGAGUUAUGCCUUCUACAACAAUGGGAAAGUGCACUCCAAGCUGGUGCUCGGCGACUAUGCCGGCAAUGUGCGAAUCCUGUCCUAUUCCCCAUAUCUGCGCGGACCAUUUCAGGCCAAGCCGGGCGCCGCCUUGAUCGAGUUGGUCUGGGCAGAUGUGCUGAGGGGUAGGAUACCGUUGUUGGUGCCGCGAGAGUAUAUCAAUCUGCACAAUGAGCUCAUCUCUUGUGUGUACUAUUCACUUCAUAUGAAUGCGUUGUUUGCCUCUGCGGAGUACAGGAACACCAAGAAGUAUCGAGGUCGCUGUCCGGGUCUGAUUAUGGUCAGCAACGAUGAUCGCAAUAAUUUCCGUAUUCCACUUGGUGUGACCGUGUUUUACGUGUCCGAGAUUAAGAACAUUCUGGUCACCGGCGGACCAGAUACUUUUGUCCGCAUCUGGGAUGUCUAUAUAUCAUCGGAACCAUCGGCUAUACUCACGGGUCACAAUGGCGGAAUUGUUGCCGUCUUUGUGCAGCCGGAGGAGAACAAGGUGUAUAGCGUGGAUUACCACAAGAUCAUCAAGGUAUGGGAUCUGGAGGAGCACACACUGCUCCAAACAUACGGAGAUCUGGUGCGCAUUAUUCAUCACAGCGAAACGGAUAUCAAAUAUUAUUAUCACUCCCAUCUCCGGGAGCUCAUGGUCGCCGGUCGCAAGCUCAUCUCCAUCAAAUGCUGUCCCCGAGUGCGAGUUGAUCUCACCGAUGGCAACACCCAUGCCGCUCCAGUCUCUGUGGUCCUCUAUAAUCGCCUUUUCCGUAAUAUCGUCACUUGUGGCUUGGAUAGCUAUAUUAUUGUGUGGGAUCCAUGGAGUGGAAGACGCAAGAUCAUCAUGAAGAAUUGCCACACCAAGAUGAUCUAUGGGGAGACUAUUGAUAUUGAGAUUACCGCCGCCUGCUUCGAUCCUCUCGAGCAGUUUCUGUUGACGGGGGCACGGGAUGGUUCUCUUAAAAUCUGGAACUACAACAAUGCGGUCGUGGUGCGUAAUAUGAGCAUAAUGCCGGACCAGGAGGUAACUGCUGUCAUCUGGGUUGUGGAUCGUAUUUUAGCCAUGGGUUGGGAUCGUCAGGUAACGGAGUUCAAUGAUGUAGAAGGUCGGGAAUAUGGUGAUCCUAAAAAAUGGUCCAAGUUCCAUACAGAUGAUAUUACCUGUGCUGAUGUUAAGCUGGGCGAGGGUGUUGUCACGGCAACCUAUUCGGGUGAGAUUAUCUUCUGGAAACUGGAAACGGGUCAACCGUAUCGUCGUUACAAUGUCAUGGAUCCCACUCGCUUCAUUGAGCUGAAACUCAGUCGGGAAGAGGAGAAACAAUCUCGUCGCAGCAAACGAAUGUCCUCGUUCCAAAUGGUGAGCAGAUUGUCACGCCUCACCUCAAUGAUUGCCAAACCGGAUGAAAUCAAGGAUUACGGCGCCAAUAUACCCGUAUCCGUUCAGGCGGUGCUCUUCCUACAAAAACGUCCCAUGACAAAGGAUCAUGGCAGCGUAUUUAUCUCUCUAGACACGGGCUUUAUUCAGGUGUAUUCCCAUCACCAACAUGGCGGCAUUCUCAGUCAGUUUUACGCCGUGCACAAGCUUGGAGAUUGUGUUCUUACCAUGUCCACGGAUCGCAAGAAUCGCUUUUUAUUUACUGGUACCGCUUUCGGUUAUGUCAAGGUCUGGCACAUUGUUAACUAUUGUAUUCCAAAAGCUGAGAGGACACAUGUGUGCAUGCCCAGACUGCGACUGGAGUUUAUCUUUCUAAGAAAGGAACUGUUUCUUCCGAGGGCUAAACGUAUUCUACGCAAUCAACCGGAACCGAUGCUGGUUAGUUCCUAUAAAGGACAUCUCAAGGCGAUCAAUUCAAUUGGUUUCAUCAAUCUGCCCAAGAUUAUAUUUACUGGAAGUCACGAUUAUUCGUGCCGGUUGUGGACACAAGGAGGACGCUAUUUGGGCACAUUGGGCACUGUCUUGCCCUGGUCGAAGCUAACUCCAUUUGAGCGAGCGGGAGAGGACAAUCGAGCCUAUCGCUUGCCACCAGAUAUUAAGAAGGUGGCCAGCUCCACAACUUUAAAGGUCAUCUCCGGCAUUCAAUACUCAGCCACGCUGAAGCAUGUCAAGGCCAACGAGGAGCGUGAGGAUGACCGUGAAGUGGAUGACACCACCACCAACGAUUUGAAGACCAUGUUCGAUAAACCACUGAAGGAGCCAAUUCUGGGCAAGCACUUCGCUUUGCCAGGUCGCAGUGCCAUCGAGCAACGUAUCGAAUUGGAUACGACACAGUUGUAUAUACCCGUCUACACACAUCUAAGGGUAUAUCCGUCCGAGAUGAUGGAGAAUCUGCCCACACCACCAAUUAUUGGCCAGGUGAAGGCUGAGAACUACUUGAAGCAUUAUAUGCCCGUUGAGGGUAAAGUCGAUCCCAAUGCAUCAGCGAUUAACAUCCGAGAACCGCAAUCUCAAGGGCGUUCUAGGGGUGGUGGCUCCACUCAGAUCAAACCAAGGAAAGCAUCGAAAGCCAAAAUUGGCAGCAAAUCGAGCAAAUCUGAGUCUUAAUCCAAGUCAUAAACAAUUUAUUUAUUUAUUUUCGUUUUGGUCAACAAGUCAAACUGCAGUUAGUCUAAGGAUGAAAUUAAAGUGAAUCCUCUAAGUCUGCA
This is a messenger RNA of Drosophila innubila, 3457 nucleotides long. RefSeq names its product WD repeat-containing protein on Y chromosome. The transcript has 6 exons. NCBI's taxonomy places the organism in Eukaryota, Metazoa, Arthropoda, Insecta, Diptera, Drosophilidae. Bases 18 to 3356 code for a protein of 1112 amino acids. The record is from RefSeq and is a predicted model, not a curated record. Gene Ontology annotation, molecular function: protein binding.